Molecule: messenger RNA, 6028 nt
Organism: Rattus norvegicus (Norway rat)
Lineage: Eukaryota; Metazoa; Chordata; Mammalia; Rodentia; Muridae
Source: RefSeq, a predicted model, not a curated record
CUUAUGAAAGACCCCAGCUUAGCAGCAGUAACGCCAUUUUGCAAGGCUGUACUUAAGAUGACUGGUUCAGGGAAAGGUUAGAACACUGAGUACACAGCGGCUGCCAAGCAGGAUGUGUUUGGUUGAAGGCCUGGCAACAGGACGACUUCGGUUGAGCACCUGACAAUGAAAAAAAAAGCCCCGAGAGAGGUCCCACACCCUGGUGGGGGGCCGAGUCAGUCGUUAUGUUCCAAGAAGGUAGCUAAGAAACUUGCCCCCGGGCUGAACCCUUGGGGGGCCGAGUCAGCCGUUUUGUUUCAGGAAGGUAGCUAGGAAACUUGCCCCCGGGCUAAACCCUUGCCAUAUUAGAAUCCACCAAUUAUAUCCCUGUAACCAUACAUCUGCUUCUGUAUGCUUGCUUCUGCUCCCCAAAAUCCUAUAAAAGCCCAUCCUUGGUUCCGUGGGGCGCGCCAGUCCCCCGAGUGACUGAAGCGCCCGCAGGUGCCUGUGCCUGUGUAUCCCGACAAUAAACCAAAUCCUCUUGCUGAUUGCAUCCUGUGGUGUCUCGGUCUGGUCUUUGGAGUUGGAGGGUCUCCAUCCAGAGGGAAAGUUCUCCCUGAGAGCUUUUCAUUUGGUGCAUUGGCCGGGAAAGGAGAUCCUCCACCCAGGGACCACCGACCACCCACUGGGAGGUAAGCUGGCCGGCGUCUGUCUGUCUGUCUGAUUUUGUCUCGUUCUGCCUUAUUCUGUCUGUUCUGUGAGCGCUCAGCCAGGUCUGUUCUGUGAGCGCUCAGCCAGGUCUGUUCUGUGAGUGCUCAGCCAGGUUCUGUGAGCGCUCAGCCAGGUCUGUUCUGUGAGCGCUCAGCCAGGUUGUUUGGAAUUUGGGCGGGACGAAGAAGGAGCUGACGAGCUCGGACUUCUCGCCCCGCAGCCCUGGAAGACGUUCCAAGGGUGUUAGGGCCCGACUUUUCGAGGCCCAAUCUGGGAGAGGAGAAAGAUCCGGACUAACGGCACUUCUGUCUGUAUUUUUGGCUUUCAGAGGGCCCCGGACCUUUGCCACCUCCAUCUGACUUUUUGCUUUCAGUUUGGUACCAAAGCCGUGCAGCACGCCUGUCUGUUGUUUGUUUGACUGUUGGUGUUGUUUGUUUUCUCUGUGUUCUAAUCUUCCUUAGAACUAACAUGGGACAGUCCCUAACAACGCCCCUAAGUCUCACUCUUGAUCAUUAGAAAGACGUCCACGACCGGGCACACAACCAGUCCGUCGAGGUUAAAAAAAAAAAAAGAAAAUGACAGACUCUCUGCACAUCCGAGUGGCCCACUUUCGGAGCGGGAUGGCCAGUGAAUGGCACAUUUAAUAAGAUCAUUAUUUUACAGGUUAAAGAUCGGGUCGUCCACGGACAUCCUGACCAGGUUUCUUAUAUUAUCACUUGAGAGAGUCUCGCCUUAAACCCCCCCCCCCCCGGGCGGAACCCUUCGUGGACCCGAAUUGGCCUCCCCUCAACCCCCAGCCUGUCCCCUCGGCCCCGCCCGGUCUGCCGGCCACGUCUUAAGAAACCUGUCCUCCCGGCAGACCCAAACUCCCCUCUCAUAGAUCUUCUCUCUGACAGGCCCGGCUAAAAUGGAGGAGGCAGAGCCGCCGGCCAGAUCAGUUGCCGGGCCACAGUCUGAUAAGGGUUUCUCCCCUGUCGCAGGGAGAUUGCACAAUAAGCGCGAGGUGAUGCCAGAUACAACCUCCCAGGCUUUCCCACUUAGACAGGGAACCGGUGGCCAGACCCAAUACUGGCCGUUUUCAGCAGCUGACAUUUACAAUUGGAAACAACACAACCCUUCUUUCUCCAAAGAUCCGGUGGCACUCACUGACCUAAUAGAAUCUGUUUUACUUACCCACCAGCCUACUUGGGAUGACUGCCAACAGCUCUUACAGGCCCUCUUAACCUCAGAAAAAAAACAAAGAGUGUUCCUAGAGGCCAGAAAGCAUGUUCUGGGAGAUGAUGGGCGUCCCACCCAGCUGCCUGAGGACCAAACUGGGAUUUUAAUACAGCUGAAGGUAAGGGACACCUACGCCUUUAUCACCAGUUGCUUCUAGCGGGUCUCCGAGGGGCUAUACGACGCCCUACUAAUUUGGCUCAGGUAAAACAGGUAUUACAGGAAGCAGGGGAAACUCCCUCCGCCUUUCUAGAGAGACUUAAGGAGGCCUACCGUAUGUACACUCCCUAUGACCCAGAUGACCCAGGACAAAUGACGAGUGUCUCUAUGUCCUUCAUCUGGCAGGCUGCUCCAGAUAUCAGGACUAAGUUACAGAGGUUAGAAAAUUUGCAGGGCUAUACAUUACAGGAUUUACUUAAAGAAGAUGAAAAGAUUUUUUAAUAAGAGAGAGAAUUGAGUCGAAUCUUGGCCGCCAUAGUUCAGAGCCAAGAAAGGAAGGGAGAUAGGGGGGAGCUCGAAAGGGGCUGAAGCUGGAUAAAGAUCAAUGUGCCUAUUACAAAGAGAAAGGGCACUGGGCCAGAGAGUGCCCCAAGAAGCCUGGCGGACCCCGAAAGCCUCAACCACGAACCUCCCUCUUGGCUCUAGAUAAAGAUUAGAGAGGUCAUGGCCAGGAGCCCCCCCCCCCUGAGCCCAGGGUAACGCUUAAAGUUGGGGGGCAGCCGGUUACUUUCCUGGUAGACACAGGAGCCCAGCAUUCAGUCCUCACCCGAGCUUCAGGACCGGACGGCCUGGGUACAAAGAGCUACUGGUGAGAAACAAUACCGAUGGACUACGGACCGCCGGGCUCAGCUGGCUACCGGUAAGGUGACCCAUUCCUUCUUACAUGUUCCAGACUGCCCGUACCCUCUGCUGGGCCGUGACCUGCUCACCAAACUAAAAGCACAAAUUCAUUUUGAAGAAAGAGGGGCCCAAAUAACUGGCCCCCACGGAACUCCCCUUCAAGUUCUAACCCUAUGAACCUGGACAGGACACUGGCUUGGACAGAGACUGGUGGGAUGGGGUUGGCGCUCCAACAGCCCCCCUUAAUUACAACUCCAGUCUCCAUAAAACAAUACCCCCUGUCACAUGAAGCUUAUCAAGGUAUAAGGCCUCACAUUACGAGGCUUCUGGAUCAAGGCAUCCUAGUCCCCUGCCGGUCGCCUUGGAAUAUGCCUCUUCUGCCUGUUAAGAAACCCGACACUGGAGAUUAUAGGCCAAUACAAGACUUGAGAGAGGUCAACAAGAGGAUAAAAGAUAUUCAUCCGACUGUUCCAAACCCUUACAAUUUGCUCAGUAACUGUUCAUCGAUGAGAAACAGGGGUAUGCUAAAGGGGUCCUAACACAAAGGUUGGGACUCUGAAAACGCCCUGUGGCCUACCUGUCUAAGAAAUUGGACCCUGUGGCCUCCGGCUGGCCACCGUGCCUAAAGAUGGUGGCUGCUAUUGCUGUCCUGAUCAAGGACGCUGGAAAAUUGACUUUGGGACAGCCACUCACCAUCCUAGCACCCCACGCAGUGGAGGCCUUGGUAAAACAGCCCCCAGACCGCUGGCUCUCUAAUUCCCACAUGACCCACUACCAAGCCUUGUUACUGGAUGCAGAACAGGUUCAGUUUGGACCCGUAGUCGCCCUCAAUCCUGCCACCUUGCUUCCCCUACCAGAGGAGGCAAAACAGCAUGACUGCCUACAAAUCCUCACAGAAGUACAUAGAACCAGGCCGGACCUAUCGGACCAGCCUCUUCAGAAUGCUGACCACACAUGGUACACGGAUGGCAACAGCUUCUUGGCAGAGGGAGAGCGAAAGGCUGGAGCUGUGGUCACUACGGAGGACAAAGUGAUUUGGGCGAAAGCCCUGCCUGCUGGUACCUCCGCACAACGGGCUGAACUCAUCGCCUUGACUCAGGCGCUCAAGAUGGCAAAAGGUAAGAGGCUAAAUAUAUAUACAGACAGCCGUUAUGCCUUUGCCACGGCACACAUCCACAGGGAGAUCUACCGGAGGCGGGGGCUGCUCACAUCUGAGGGUAAAGAUAUUAAAAAUAAGGCUGAAAUUCUGGCCCUCUUAGAAGCCCUAUUCUUGCCCAAAAGACUGAGUAUUAUGUAUUGUCCAGGACACCAGAAGGGGCACAACCCAGAGGCACGAGGAAACCGGCUGGCUGAUGCCACGGCGCGAGAAGUGGCCAUGAGCAAACAAAUCUUGCCCUUAAAUAGCCCAGACCAACCCACGCCCCCACCAGUGGGACAAACCAGUUGGGUUUAUGCCCAUGAGGACAUAGAGCUCCUAGAAAAAAUGGGGGCCAUCUACCACCCUCAACUAAAACAGUGGGUCUACAAAGGAAAGACAGUUAUGCCAAUAAAAAUGACUUUUGAAUUGAUCUCUUUUUUACACAAAUUAACCCAUUUGGGGUUUAAGAAGAUGAAAACCUUACUAGAUCGGGAAGAGAUAAAUCUGUGUUUUUUGAAUCGGGACAAAGCGAUACAAAAGGUGACUGAGAGUUACAAAGUGUGCGCUCAGGUUAACCCGGGAAGGACCAGGAUUGGACAAGGAGUUCGUCCUAGGGGACACCGUCCCGACAUCCAUUGGGAAAUUGAUUUUACUGAAAUUAAACCAGGUAUAUAUGGAUACAAGUAUCUCCUAGUGUUUGUAGACACCUUCUCAGGAUGUGUCGAAGCCUUCCCCACAAAACACAAGACUACAAAAAUGGUCACCAAGAAGCUCCUCGAGGAAAUCUUUCCCAGGUAUGACAUGCCUCAAGCGUUGGGGUCGGACAACGGGCCCGCUUUCGUCUCCCAAGUAAGUCAGUUGGUGGCCAAAUUGCUGGGGAUUGAUUGGAAAUUACAUUGUGCCUAUAGACCCCAGAGUUCAGGUCAGGUAGAACGCAUGAAUAGAACAAUUAAGGAGACUUUAUCCAAACUUACGCUUACAACUGGCUCAAAGGAUUGGGUGGCCCUCCUUCCCCUAGUUCUAUAUCGGGCCCGGAAUACCCCGGGCCCCCAUGGUCUAACUCCUUUUGAAAUAAUAUAUGGAACACCACCCCCAUUUGUCCAUUUCUUUGAUUCAAACAUUGCUGAUUUUGCUGACAGCCCUUCUCUGAGGGCCCAUUUACAGGCCCUACAGAUUGUACAGAGAGACGUCUGGAGACCUUUGGCCGCUGCUUACCAGGACAAGCUUGAGCAUCCGGUGGUGCCACACCUGUUCCAGAUUAGAGACACCGUGUGGGUGCACAGACACCAGACCAAGAAUCUUGAGCCACGGUAGAAAGGACCCUACACCGUCCUCCUGACUACCCCGACCGCCCUAAAGGUAGACGGAGUCUCGGCUUAGAUCCACACACCACACGUCAAGACAGUCCGGUCUGAAGAAUUGACUAAUCACAACACUACACCCCAGACAUGGAGAGUUCAGCACACUCCAAACCCCUUAAAGUUAAAACACCUACGUGGCUCCUCCUAGCCCUUUUGUGGCCUAGAGUCAGUGGGGGAAUAAGCCCCCACCAGACAGAAAUUUCUUGACCAAGUCGAGUGAAAGAUUUCACUCAAAGUUAGCAAAAAAAUGGGGGAAUGAAAGACCCCAGCUUAGCAGCAGUAACGCCAUUUUGCAAGGCUGUACUUAAGAUGACUGGUUCAGGGAAAGGUUAGAACACUGAGUACACAGCGGCUGCCAAGCAGGAUGUGUUUGGUUGAAGGCCUGGCAACAGGACGACUUCGGUUGAGCACCUGACAAUGAAAAAAAAAGCCCCGAGAGAGGUCCCACACCCUGGUGGGGGGCCGAGUCAGUCGUUAUGUUCCAAGAAGGUAGCUAAGAAACUUGCCCCCGGGCUGAACCCUUGGGGGGCCGAGUCAGCCGUUAUGUUUCAGGAAGGUAGCUAGGAAACUUGCCCCCGGGCUAAACCCUUGCCAUAUUAGAAUCCACCAAUUAUAUCCCUGUAACCAUACAUCUGCUUCUGUAUGCUUGCUUCUGCUCCCCAAAAUCCUAUAAAAGCCCAUCCUUGGUUCCGUGGGGCGCGCCAGUCCCCCGAGUGACUGAAGCGCCCGCAGGUGCCUGUGCCUGUGUAUCCCGACAAUAAACCAAAUCCUCUUGCUGGUUGCA